AUAAUAAUAAUAAUAAGAGCUUAAUAUGACAUUGUGACGCCAAAUGGUUUAGCUGAGUGUUUACUUAAAGUGCCAACGAGUCGUUUUAAAAUCAUGGAGGACGAUAAUGAGAUGUAUGACGCCAUCAUGCGGGAGCUGGACAAUUUAGUCAUCUCUGACACUGAUGAAAGUAAAGAAGAGAUGGAGAGCCUUUCAUUUCACGAGGAGGCGGAUUUUGAUGCCAUUCCUCCAUCUCUGCUCAGUUACUAUGAAACCUCCAAAAGCAGAUCGGCAGUUUGUGAGAAGCUCAUCCUUGAGGAACCCGAAGACUUCACUGUAUCACAUCGCACUGAGGACAUGUUGUACUUGCCUAUUGAAUUCGAUAAGGAUGUGACGAAACUGAAUGAGCAGGUCAUCAGUGACACAGAAAGUGGGGAGAACAACAUGUCCACGGUCACUCGCCUUCUUCCUGGACCCACAGAGGCAGAAGCACUUUUCACUCACAAUGUGUCAGUGUGUCCAGACGAUGAAGAUGAAGCUGGAACAAAUAAAUACACGGAGAGGGAGAGGCAGUCGGCGUUAGAAAUGAGGACUCUUGAGAUCUCUCUGACUGAGAAGGAGAUAAAGAAAAACAGUGACUAUGAGGCAGAGCGAGAGAGACGACUCUGUGAGGAGAGGCAGAGGGAAGAGCAAAAGAGACAAACUGAAAGAGACUUCCAGGAGGAGCUGAGGAAGAUAAUGGAAGCAGAAAAGCUCCAACAGAGGGAACUGGAGCUGAUGGAGAAGAGAGCUCAGGAAAAACUUGAACAAGAGUUUCUGCUUCACCAGGAACAGAUCAGCAGCUUACAGAGACGAGUGGAGGAAGAGAGGAGGAUGAGGGAAGAGGAGCAGAAGAGAAGGAAGGAAGAGGAGAAAAGUAAGAUCGAGGCAGAGAGGAAAAGAAUGGAGGAAGAGAAAAGGAGGAGGAAAGAAGGAGGAGAAGAAAAUUGA
Molecule: messenger RNA, 969 nt
Organism: Scatophagus argus
Lineage: Eukaryota; Metazoa; Chordata; Actinopteri; Scatophagidae
Product: capping protein inhibiting regulator of actin dynamics-like
Exons: 8
Coding region: 94-969 (291 amino acids)
Source: RefSeq, a predicted model, not a curated record